Messenger RNA from Schizosaccharomyces osmophilus, 219 nucleotides. It is a transcript of the gene mim2, whose product is annotated as mitochondrial MIM complex subunit Mim2. Gene Ontology annotation, cellular component: mitochondrial outer membrane. The coding region runs from base 1 to 219 and encodes 72 amino acids. The record is from RefSeq and is a predicted model, not a curated record. Gene Ontology annotation, biological process: mitochondrial outer membrane translocase complex assembly; protein insertion into mitochondrial outer membrane. Lineage: Eukaryota; Fungi; Ascomycota; Schizosaccharomycetes; Schizosaccharomycetales; Schizosaccharomycetaceae. The transcript has 2 exons.
AUGACCGACUUGCUUCACUUGAACUCUCCUGCGGCAUCAGAAGUUGAUGCUGAUGAUGAUGAUUAUUCUAGUGAAUUAGAUGAUGAUUUGAAAGAAUCUAUAGAGCAGUUGGAACAAUUAUUGUCCCUAGUCAUAUUUCCCAUUGCUGGCAAGUUUUUAGGAAGAAAAUUCGCUUUCCAUGUUUGGGCUCGCUGGCUAGAUCGACGUCGAAUCGUUUAA